Messenger RNA from Drosophila serrata, 2103 nucleotides. RefSeq names its product organic cation transporter protein. Gene Ontology annotation, cellular component: membrane. Lineage: Eukaryota; Metazoa; Arthropoda; Insecta; Diptera; Drosophilidae. Gene Ontology annotation, molecular function: transmembrane transporter activity. Gene Ontology annotation, biological process: transmembrane transport. The record is from RefSeq and is a predicted model, not a curated record.
UUAGUUAAUAAAACCAAAUACACCUUUGCUUUAUUUUUCAAUACAGAAGCCGACAUUAAAGUAACACAUUUGAGAUGUUUACCUAGACGAUUAUCUAAGCGGCAAAUAGGGAACAUAGGAUAACAGAAAUAGACCGGUGUUAUCUGUUUUCUUGGCAUUGUUUUUGUCACAGUUGCGGCGUCCGUUGAUCGCCAGUUAUCAGCCAGAGAGUAAAGUACACAUUUUCUUAUCGGCAUCUCGGCUCUCCCAGCUUCCAGCUUCCAGCUUCCAGUCGCUCCCAUUGAUUGUUGAGCUCCAAAGCCCUCCAGACGUGGUUCAAGUGCAAGAUAACGAAUGGGGAACAAAUUCCUCUUUACCCUUUGAAAUUACAUAAAUCAAAAUUAACAGCGGACAAGCCCCCUCCAGGUCAAUGGAAAAUUCAAAUAUUACCGGAAUGAAAUUGAAAUUGCAAAUUUAAUGUAUAUGAACCAUAAGUGAAACUGCAGCUAAAAUUAAUACCUUGUGGUUGUGAUAAAUCUAUAAAGCUUAACCAUGGCCGAUAAGGAAGUGAAACCGGUGGAAAAGACUGCAGAUCCGAUCAUCUCACAGAUUGGUGACUUUCGACGUUACCAGUUUCUGUUUUUCUUCCUCAUCCUGCUCUCCAAAUUCGGCACUGGGUGGCACACUUUGGGUCACAUUUUCCUAGCUGCCCCCACACCUGUAUCCUGCAAGACGGAAAAUGUUACAGAUGCAUGUAGCAAGGAUUGCAAAAAGGUUGAAUAUGACACAAGUGUCUUCAAAUCGACCAUUGUCACUGAAUGGGAUCUGAUAUGUGAUCUCAAGACACUGGUGAGCCUGUCGCAAUCCAUUGUCAUGAUGGGCAUUAUGCUGGGGAGCAUGGGAUUUGGCAUGAUGGCAGAUCGUUAUGGAAGACGUCCUGCCUUUUUAACCUGUUGUUAUAUGCAACUGUUCACCGGUCUUAUUGUCUGCUUGUCGCCCUUUUACUGGUUUUACUGCCUCUUUCGGUUUUUGGUGGCCUUUGCCACGGGUGGAACCAUGACCACCAGUUUUGUGCUGCUCAUGGAGAUCGUUGGGCCUAAGAGGCGGGAGAUGAUAGCCAUUUUGUAUCAGAUACCCUUCGGUAUUGGCCACGGCUCUCUGUCUGUGUUUGCGUAUUUUAUUCGUGAUUGGCGUUGGUUUCAAUUUUCCAUCACCAUUUUUUCUGUUGUAUUUGUGAUAUACAUCUGGCUAGUGCCGGAGUCACCGCGUUGGCUUUAUACCACUGGACGUUUGGAUAAAUCCAUUAAGAUCCUGGAGAAGAUCGCACGUUGCAACAAGGCCCCAACGGAGACCAUACGACCGGAGAUCGAGGCUGCAUAUGCCCUGAAGGAUGCCCAACAACAGGCCAAAAAAGCCAAUAUGUGUGACUUGUUCCGGACACCAUAUCUCCGGUUGAAGACCAUUUUCAUGGCCAACGAUUGGCUGGUGACAUGUAUGGUCUACUAUGGUACCGCUCAAUACGUGGCCGUGCUGGGUGGCAAUAUCUUUGUGAACAAUAUGAUCGCAGCCUUCGUGGGCAUUCCGGGCACAUGUCUCUGUGUUGUGUUGACCAAGUAUUUGGGUCGCAAAUGGACGCUCAUCCUCUCGAGUUCCAUAAGUGCGGUGGGUCUGUUCUUACUCGCCGCCCUCUUUGAGUUGGGCACCAUAGCUCAGGUGGUCUGCGCUGCCCUUGGACUCUUUGGAGCCUCGAUGAGUUUCCCCAAUGUGUAUCUGUACGGCGGAGAGCUCUUUCCCACUGUUGUACGCUCCAAUGGCGUGGGCCUGUGUUCGAUGGUGGGUCGAAUAGGAUCCAUCCUGGCCCCACUCAUCUGCGACCUUAAGGCGUACGGCAAUUGGAUUGCUCCGGUCAUCUUUGGAAUCUUCUCCGUGCUAGCUAUUCUGGGAACUCUGUUCCUGCCGGAGACCCGAGGUAUGCCCCUGCCCGAGACUCUUGAGGAUGGCGAGAACUUUGGACGUAAAGCGAAAAUGUAAUUGUUCAAUGUAGUUUUUUCAAGUGUAGUGUUUUUCUCAAGAGCGAAAUUAAAUAGUUUAUGGAGCCAGUGUUUGGGCUUCGAAAUUAUUAAA